AUGAGUUAUGCAAAAUCGUCAAAAAAUGUUAUUCUGACAAAUGAAUGUUUUGAAGAGAUUUUUAAAUAUUUGAUCAAUGACAAAGACACUUUAUAUUCUUGUUUAUUUGUCAAUAGAAUUUUUUGUAAAUGGGUUGUGAAAAUUUUAUGGAGUCAACCAUUUACUUUAUUAAAAGAAAUUCCAUCAAAUAAAUUAAUUCAAAUUUUAAUCGAUUGUCUGAGAGAUGAAGAAAAAACAGAUUUACUUAAAAGAUGUACAUUGAAUUUUGAUAUCUUUUCAAAAAAAUAUCGACAACAACCUUUAUUUAAUUAUUUAACAUUUAUAAGGGAAUUAAAUUAUUGGUGUUUCUUUGAAUCGACGAAUUUAUGGUUACGAAAUAUUCUCAUGAAACAAAGGAAUAAUUAUGUUAAUUCUAAUUUAACUAAUGUGAUUACAAUUUAUUUGAUAAAAGUUAUCAUGAUACAAGGGAAACAUAUUAGAUCACUUCGAUGGUUCAAUAAUGAUAUAUAUCGUGAUUUACCGCCAAUUAGAAGAUUUCCUAAAGAUGCUCUUUCUAUGGUUAAAUAUCUUUCUUGUGGUGGAUUUCAUAUUGAUGAUUCAGCUUUUAAUCAAUUAUCCCGGACGUGCAAUAAUAUUAUUGAACUUGAAAUUUCUCAUUAUCGAAAAUCUCAUGAUUCAAAUUUGGCGGCUUUAAUCAGAUCACAAAAUGGUUUAAAACAUAUUACUUUUAAUUAUAUUACAGGAGGAACUUGGAGAUUGGCGGCAGCUUUACAUUCACAAGCAUCAACUCUUAGAUCUUUAAAAUUUGUUAAUAUUGAUUUUGUCGAAGUUAAUUCUAAAGGAUUGGUAGUUUGUAAUAAUUUGGAAUCUUUGGAAUUCUUUGAUUGUCAUGGAAUUAAUAUUGAAAAAUUUUGGAAACCAAUUAUUGAUCAUUCAAAUUUUCAUUUAAAAAAAUUAUCCUUAGCACGUACAAUAAUUUUAUCGGAAGUGAUUGAAAAAUUUAUUAUAACUUCUAAUUCAAAUUUUGAAGAAUUCAUGGUUGAUCGAACAGUAACAAUUGAAAUGCCUUAUUUAAUGGAAAUGUUAGCAAAUAAUUGUCCAAAUAUUUCUUUUCUCAAAAUUUUUUUAAAUAAUUUAGAUGAAAUUUCUUUAUUACUUUCUUGUAUCGCCAAUUUUACGAAACUUAAAACUUUAGUAAUUCGUACAUCAGCUUGUAUUGACGUUUCGGAAAUUUUACCCAUCUUUUCUAAUCUCAUCCCUUCAUCUUUACAAUUAUUGGAUUUUGAUAUGAAUACUUCUGCUGAAUCUUUACAAUUAUUUUUAGAAAAUUGUAAAGCUCUUAUUCAAAGAAUUAUUAUGAAUUAUGGUUACGUUCUUGAAGAACAUAUUAAAGUUUUAAUUAAUUACGUUUUAGAAAAAGGUAGUUUAAAAUCUAUCGGAUACACUUACAGAACAAAUUGGACCAAUUCGGAUUUUUCGGAAUUUGGGUUGGGAGCAAAAGAAAAUUUACAAUUAUUAGAAGAGAGCGCCAAAGAAUUAGUUGAUUUUAUUGACCCAGUUGAUCCGAAUGAUUGUUUAUUUCAAUGUUUUGGAGAUUCGGAAGGUUGGGGAAGUAGUGCUGGUUUGCAAAAUACUUGGGAAGAUCUGGAAAAUCUGCCAACUUGGGAAAAUUCUUUGUAA
Diversispora eburnea is the source of this 1680-nucleotide messenger RNA. The record is from the annotation of a GenBank genome assembly. Lineage: Eukaryota; Fungi; Glomeromycota; Glomeromycetes; Diversisporales; Diversisporaceae.